This is a messenger RNA of Ambispora gerdemannii, 363 nucleotides long. The record is from the annotation of a GenBank genome assembly. NCBI's taxonomy places the organism in Eukaryota, Fungi, Glomeromycota, Glomeromycetes, Archaeosporales, Ambisporaceae.
AUGGAGAUAUCAGAAAAGGCAGAAGGAGAAGAGGAGGAAGAGGAAGGAGCUACCGAAGAGGUCAGUGCUGCUUCUAUGUUCCAUGAAACUGUUAAAGAAAAAGCAGAUCUUGGACAAGUAGGACUUGACCCGCCACUUCGACAAGGACAAACACGAUACCCAUUCCUGGUCUUACAGUUGGUUAAAGAUAUGAAAGUUGAUAUGGAAUUGAAUAUGGACAAAGAGACCAUCAAGAAAAAUUACAAUAAAAAAUUAGAAGAGAAAUACGAAGAUAAGCCUUUGUUUGAGGUUGUCAGUUACUGUACCUGGCUCAUGUCGAAGGUACAUUACGACAUUGACUUUCCGUUUGUCCUGUGUGUGUGA